This is a messenger RNA of Cladocopium goreaui, 1763 nucleotides long. NCBI's taxonomy places the organism in Eukaryota, Dinophyceae, Suessiales, Symbiodiniaceae. The record is from the annotation of a GenBank genome assembly.
CAGUUUUUCCUUGCGCGAUCAUGAACCGUAUGUGGAAGCUGCCAAUACGAAGAUCAGUCAGCACCGAAAGGUGCCUUUGGCUGGCUUGGCUGCGCUCUUGACAUAAUCCACAAUGUCCAUAGCAAGUUCGCCGAGUCAGAGCCCUGUUCGGCAGCGUUGCGCCAGGUGUGGACUAUCGCUGGAAAAUGCAUCUUUACUGUUGGUUUGCGAACACAAUCUUUGUUUACACUGUGCUGCGCAACUGCUGGAGAAAGGUCCACCCAGCGCGGCACGGCGACAGCAUGUGGUUGCCUGUAAGGUUUGCCACGCAGUGACUGAGGUGGACUAUCCUGCAGCGUCAUACCUUGAGAACCUUCUAUCGCCAAGUACAACAAGGCUUCCAUGUGGCAGCGAUGGGUCUACACAUGUGGCAGCUGUGAGCGCUUGCUUGGAUAGUCCAGCAGCUGGAACAGUUUCUCAUGCAUCGGAUGAUGGAUCUUUUGCGGUGCUUACGACUGUGUCUGAAGGGCCCAGGCAAAAAACUCCGCUGUCAGAGAAGCUGCACACAUCUGGCAAGUCUGGCAAGGAUGCUGUAGAUUCUGUCAAAAGGCCUGAAGUAUUUUGUUGGAGUUCAACCAUAGCUGCGGACAGCAAGUGGGAAGGGAAACCAGUAGCAGCGACUUCGGGGCAAAAGUGUGGCCAGUGUGAGGACAAGGUCGCUAGUCUCUUUUGCAAUCAAUGCGAAGAAGUCUUUUGCAGCAAUUGUGCCUCGACGGUCCAUCGAUUGGGAAGGAUGGCCCGGCACAAUGUCCAGCAGCUUGAACCAAAGAGACUCUGCCCUUCCACAUCAGGCCAGAAGUUGCGGCCAUUGAACCGAACUUUUCAUGCCUGCCCAUACCAUCCUGAGGAGCCUCUGAAUUACUUCUGUAUUGAAUGCCAAUCGGAGUGCAUCUGCGCCGAGUGUUGCUUGCAUGGCAAGCACCGCGGUCACGAAGUCCAAUGCGUUUUGGAGGCAGUUAGCGCAACUGACAAAAAUGUGGAAGAACUUCGUGCAGCUCUUUGUGCCCAAGAGGAUUCGUUGAAAUCUAUGGUGACCCAAAUUCAAGAGAGAAGGCUUGAGCUGGCGCGAGCUUUGGCAGAGUGUCAGCAGGACAUGCGAAUGGCUUUGCAGAAGGCGCACACAGCAGUAAAACAGGAGGAAGGAAGAUGGUUGCAGGAAGCGCAGGAUGCAGAGAAUGUUGACAUGUCAACCCUUUUCCCACAAGCCGAGGGCGGGAUUGGAGAGCUGCAAAGACAGCUUUCCAUGUCCUUUCAGUCUGGUGACCCUGUGCACACACUUGUGUGGUUCGCCAAGUUGAAAGAGGCCCUGGCUACACCCGCUGCAAGCAGUACAGGUGACGCAUUGCAGCGCCUAAGAUCCAGACAAAGCCACUUCAGCGAGAAGUGCUUGGCCUUACAGCAGGCAGCCGAAAGAUUGGCUUUGGUUGAGCCACAGCUGUCACCAGGAAAAGCCAUGCCGCCACUAUUGAGGAGCUGCAGCGAAAGAGAGAAACCUAGAUCAGCGCGGAUCCAGAGGUGAAGAGUGUCGGCAUGUUAGAGAUUCCCUGUAUCACAUGUCUAUGCGUGCUAAUAGCACGUUGCGAACCCAAAGUGGCCGUACUUGUACAGGAACGCAUCUUAUUGAGUAACGAACAAAUGGAAAUGGAACAAACAUUUCCAGUGAACGUGGAGUUAAUGAUUGCAACAUAUUGCAACACCAAGAACGUGUCGCCGACCCUUGUUAC